Messenger RNA from Salarias fasciatus (jewelled blenny), 1617 nucleotides. Its product is annotated as anti-Muellerian hormone type-2 receptor-like. Gene Ontology annotation, molecular function: transforming growth factor beta receptor activity; ATP binding. The annotation marks the transcript as partial. The record is from RefSeq and is a predicted model, not a curated record. The transcript is spliced from 10 exons. Gene Ontology annotation, cellular component: plasma membrane; signaling receptor complex. Lineage: Eukaryota; Metazoa; Chordata; Actinopteri; Blenniiformes; Blenniidae. Gene Ontology annotation, biological process: cellular response to growth factor stimulus; protein phosphorylation; BMP signaling pathway.
UCAGAGUGUGUCCUGCUGGCCGUGUCCCUCCAGUCCGUCCCUCAGAAGAGACGCUGUGUCUUCCGGGUGACUCCCCGGAACCGGGUCCGGUUCUCUGCAGCAGGAACCGUCAGCAGCUCGGAGCAGCGCUGCGAGAACACCCGGUGCUGCGUGGGCAACUUCUGGGUGGAGGCGGGCCGCGCGGAACCCCAGGUCCUGGCCUGUGACCUGGUGGAGAAGUCGUGUCCUGGUCCCAGCUGCACAGCACAACCUCGCUUCAGCGGGAUCGUCAAGUGUGUUUGUAACACCGACUUCUGCAACGGAAACCUGAGCUGGAGCCCCGAGGAAGAGGAGGCUCCCUCCUCUGUCGCAGCCCCAGACCUCAGGAGGAAGAGUCACUUCCUGUUUCCUCUCCUUUCAGACGAGCUCCUGAGGACGGCCGUCAAGCUGUCGGUGGUUCUCCUGGUUCUGGUUCUGGUUCUGGUCCUGUCCUCCGGUGCCAGUCUCCUGCCGCCCAGCGGCGUCCCCGGCUUCGUCCCCAGCGGCGUCCUCAGCGGCGUCCUCAGCGGCGUCCUCAGCGGCGUCCUCAGCAGCGUCCUCAGCGGCGUCCUCAGCGGCGUCCUCAGCGGCGUCCCCGGUCUGCGGCGUCCCUCCGUGGUGCGCCGCGGCCGCUUCACCACGGUGUUCAAGGGGAGGCUCGGGGGACGCGCGGUGGCCGUCAAGGUGUUCAGCGCCAGCCAGAGGCGGCGCUUCGAGGCGGAGCGGCGGGUGUACCGGCUCCCCCUCAUGAGCCACGCCGGCAUCCUGCGCUUCCUGGGCGCCGGCCGCUGCGCCCGCGGCGACGGCCGCUUCCUGCUGCUGCAGUUCGCCCAGCAGGGAUCCCUCCACUCCUUCCUCAGCAGCCACAGCAGCAGCUGGACGUCGUCCCUGAAGCUGUGCUGGUCUCUGUCCCGCGGUCUGAGCUUCCUGCACAGCGAGCUGCUCCUCCACGACCAGCACAAGCCGGCGGUGAGCCACGGGGACCUGAGCAGCUCCAGCGUCCUGGUCCUGGCGGAUGGGACCUGCGUGCUGUGCGACUUCGGUUCGGCUGCCGUGCUGCGGCCCGGGCCGGGCGGCGCCGCCGAGGCCCAGGUGAGUCCGGGCGGGGCCACCGAAACCCAGGUGAGACCGGGCGGGGCCGCCAAGGCCCAGGUGAGUCCGGGCAGGGCCGCCAAGGGCCAGGGCGGCGCCUGGCCGGCCGCACUGCGCUACGCAGCCCCGGAGAUCCUGGAGGGUUCGGUCAACCUGAGUGGCGGCCCCGGGUCCUUCCGGCUGCAGGGGGAUGUCUACGCCCUGGCCCUGCUGCUCUGGGAGAUCUGCAUGCGCUGCCAAGACCUGUUCCUCGACGGCGUUGCUCCAGGGCACCUGUUGCCCUAUGAGCUGGAGCUGGGAGCCACUGUGUCCCUGGAGACUCUGGUCCAGCACGUGUCCUACAUGGACAGGAGGCCGUCGGUCCCGGAGCACUGGGCUCUGCUGCCACAGGGUCCGGCGCUGGCGGAGCUGCUGACGGACUGCUGGGACGCCGAGCCAGACGCCCGGCUGUCCGCUCAGUGCGUAGUGGACCGGCUGAUGUCCCUCCAGUCCCGGAGCUCCGCAUGA